Molecule: messenger RNA, 1119 nt
Organism: Ochotona curzoniae (black-lipped pika)
Lineage: Eukaryota; Metazoa; Chordata; Mammalia; Lagomorpha; Ochotonidae
Gene: RHEB
Product: Ras homolog, mTORC1 binding
Exons: 8
Coding region: 200-754 (184 amino acids)
Biological process (GO): small GTPase-mediated signal transduction
Cellular component (GO): plasma membrane
Molecular function (GO): GTP binding; GTPase activity; GDP binding
Source: RefSeq, a predicted model, not a curated record
UGGAGCGCGCGAGCGAGCGAACGAACGAACGAACGCGAGCAGCCGCGCCCGCCGCCGCCGCCGGGCCUGCCCUGUAUGCCGCUGUCGCCCGGCGCGGCCUCCGCCGAUCGCCCUCAGCAGUAGCAGAAGCAGCAGCCGCCGCGGGAAGCGUCGCCGCCGCGGUGGAUGUGGUUGGGCCGGGGCUGAGGAGGCCGCCAAGAUGCCGCAGUCCAAGUCCCGGAAGAUCGCGAUCCUGGGCUACCGGUCUGUGGGGAAAUCCUCAUUGACAAUUCAGUUUGUCGAAGGUCAAUUUGUUGACUCCUACGAUCCAACCAUAGAAAACACUUUCACCAAGCUGAUCACAGUAAACGGACAGGAGUAUCAUCUUCAGCUUGUAGACACAGCCGGGCAAGAUGAAUAUUCCAUCUUUCCUCAGACAUACUCCAUAGAUAUUAAUGGCUAUAUUCUUGUGUAUUCUGUUACAUCAAUCAAAAGUUUUGAAGUGAUUAAAGUUAUCCAUGGAAAAUUGUUGGAUAUGGUGGGGAAAGUGCAAAUACCUAUAAUGCUGGUUGGGAAUAAGAAAGACCUGCAUAUGGAAAGGGUGAUCAGUUAUGAAGAAGGGAAAGCUUUGGCGGAAUCCUGGAACGCAGCGUUCUUAGAAUCGUCUGCUAAAGAAAAUCAGACUGCUGUUGAUGUUUUUAGAAGGAUAAUUUUGGAGGCAGAAAAAAUCGACGGGGCGGCUUCGCAAGGGAAGUCGUCGUGCUCGGUGAUGUGACCGCCGUGACGCCCGGGGGCUGGGCCAUGCUUCCUUGGCUUCUGUCCACCUGAUAGGUGGCAUUGGGUCAGAGCUUUUUUUUUUUCCCCCUUUCAGAUUAUGUUCAACUCUGACUCUGUCCAAAUGAGUUCACUUCCAUUUUCAAAUUUUAAGCAAUCAUAUUUUCAAUUUAUAUAUUGUAUUUCUUAUUAAUAUUAUGACCAAGAAUUUUAUCGGCAUUAAUUUUUUCAGUGUAGUUUGUUGUUUAAAAUAAUGUAAUCAUCAAAAUGAUACAUAUUGUUACACUACUAACUAGGCUUCAACAUAUCAGUGUUUAUUUCAUUGUGUUAAAUGUAAACUUGUAAAUAAAAUAGCUGCAAACCUUA